Fonsecaea monophora is the source of this 2310-nucleotide messenger RNA. RefSeq lists its product as hypothetical. Gene Ontology annotation, cellular component: peroxisome; mitochondrion. Gene Ontology annotation, molecular function: glutathione peroxidase activity; glutathione transferase activity. Bases 1 to 2310 code for a protein of 769 amino acids. The transcript is spliced from 5 exons. The record is from RefSeq and is a predicted model, not a curated record. NCBI's taxonomy places the organism in Eukaryota, Fungi, Ascomycota, Eurotiomycetes, Chaetothyriales, Herpotrichiellaceae. Gene Ontology annotation, biological process: glutathione metabolic process.
AUGCAGAACGGGACUCACAAAGAGCAGAUUGUGCAGGUGUCGUUGGUACCCACAGGGCAACUCUUCUUGCCAGACAAAUGGAUUCUUGCUGGGGCAGACCUUGCAACAAAGACAUUGUAUCCGGACUACAGCUUCUAUAUCCACCAUCAAGCAAGCGGGCGAAGUCUCAUGUUUGAUCUAGGUAUUCGCAAGGACUUGGAAGCAUACCCUAGAUGCAUUCGAGAAGAAUUUGUUCUCACCGAGCCUCGAGUACCAAAAAGUGCCGCUGAAUUGCUCGAAGAGGCAGGCAUCCCGGCCACAUCGAUCAAUUAUGUGGUCUAUAGUCAUCUUCACUUUGACCAUGUUGGAAAUCCAGGAGAAUUUCCGCUCAGCCAGGUUGUGGUAGGGCCAGGUUCAAAGGCUGCUUCAUACCCAGGGUACCCAACAAAUCCGGAUUCGCCUUUCUUAGGUUCCAUCCUCGAACAUCCCAGUGUCCGCGAACUUUCAUACGAAGAAGAUCAAUGGAUACCAUUCGGUCCGUUCCCCAAGGCGUUCGACUUCUUCGGUGACGGGAGCUUUCUCCUCCUCGACGCGCCUGGACAUAUGCCGGGUCAUCUGAUGGGGCUCGCUCGUACAGGAUUGGACGAAUAUGUGGUCAUGGGUGGUGACUGUUGCCACCACAGGAAGAUUUUUACUGGCGAGGGCAUGCUAGGCGAAGGACACGGACCCAAUGGGGCGUAUUCCAUGCACAAGGACCUUGAAACGGCCAAAGCUACGAUAGGCAAGCUGCACGAGAUCAGUCAGAGGGAGGACGUGCUGGUGUGCCUGGCCCACGAUGGCUAUCUCGAGCCAGCGCUCAAGGUCUUGCCAGCGACGCUCAACGGAUGGCGCAAGGCGGGAGUCAAGGCCAACAUCACGAAGAACGUCCCACAGGUAGCGGUCGAGGUGAAAGCAUUCGUCACUGCACUCGCUCAUCGCACCGAAGCUGAACUCAUCUGGACGCCUGUCCUCCUGGGCGCCAUCUAUCGCGAGACGGCCGCCCCGCAAGGCGCCGGCGGGUCGGCAUCCGACGUCUUCAACCCGACCAAGAAACGCCUCUUGUCGCGGGCCAUGCAACGGUCAUUGCGGCGCAACCAUGUCGAGCUGAACUGGCCGUCGGCGCACCCGCAGACCCCGGUCCUGGCGCUCCGGCUGCUCUACCACGUCCCCGUGGAGGAGCGUCCGGCCCUCACGCACGCGCUCUUCAGGGCCUACUGGGUCGAGGACCUCAACAUCACCGACAAGUCGGUCUUGCUGGACAUAGCCAAGCGAAGCGGUAUCCGCAGCGCGUCGUCGCUCACCGAAGCCGCGUUCGACGACAAGAACGCCCAGGAGGCCCUGCGCGCCUCGACUGCCGAGGUCAUUGCACGCGGGACCUGUGGCGUGCCCGCGUUCUGGGUUGACGGGGAGCGGUGGGUGGACGACCAGGGUAAGGCGCACCAAGGUCGCCUAUACUGGGGUCAGGACCGCAUGCACUUUGUCGAGGCGUCGCUCAUCGCCGUGAAACGCGGCUGCGACUACGCCCAGGUCCCCAACCUCGCAAGUCUGCAGCUCCGGUGUGCGCCGGGAUUCCCCGUCGGGCAGAAACGCGUCGAGUUCUGGCACGACUUUAGCAGUCCCUGGGCGUUUUUGGGCUGGACCCAACUGGACCGGCUGAAGAGACAGUUUGGCCCGGAUGUCGAGAUUGUCAUGAAGCCCAUUUUGGUGGGCGCCCUGUUCAGAGAAGUCGGCGCACCCAACCUCCCCAUGGCCGCCAUGUCGCAGGCCAAAAGAGAUAUCAUGCACAAAGACAUGGGUGACUGGAUCCGCCACUGGAACAGCAUCAACCAGCAACGCGGAUCUCACGAUAAGCCGGUGGAAAUGCACUGGCCAACACAAUUCCCCAUUCGGACGCCCACGGCCUUGCGCUGCGCCAUUGUAGAUCCCAAUCUCACUCCGCUGCUGUUCCGAGCAUGCUGGGAACGCAACGUCAACGUUUCCGACGACAAGGCCCUGGCCGAGUACCUCGCCACCGCGGGAUGCAAUACCGACACGCUAUUCAAGAAGGCUUCUACGCCGCAAGUCAAGGAGCAAUUGCGGACCAACACCCAAGAUGCCAUCGAUGCGGGGAUCUGCGGUGUCCCGUCGUAUCGCGUCUUUGACAAGACGGACCAAGGGUGGGUGAAUUGCGCGCCCGAAAGCGGCGUCAUUUGGGGUCAAGAUGAGCUUGUCGUCGUAGAAGACCUGGUGGCCGGGUGGAAGGAGAGGGAGAGUUCAGUCGGUGGGUACGAUAGGCCAGCCUCGCGACUGUAG